AUGGAAACGAAGAGAAAGAAAAGGGAGCAGAAAAGAACCACCCACUACAUGUACAUCCCAGAACAUAUCAUCUGCAACAUCCUUAGUAGACUUCCUGCUGAAUCGCUUCAUAAGUUCAGGUAUGCCUGCAACCAAUGGUUUAACUUAAUCAAGCAUCCCCAGUUCAUCAAAGAACACCUCCUUCACUCCAAGCCUUGUUUACUCAUCCAGGACCGAAUUGUCACCAAGAGGUCACUGUUCGACACACAAUUGAUGUCUAUUGAAGGAGCAAACAUUAGGGUUCGAGACCUAAGCAGGUUCUUCACUGGCCAAAUCAGGGCCAGUUGUAAUGGUUUGCUACUGGUGCAAAAUUGGGUCGAUUAUACUCUUCUGCAUAUUACUAAUCCUAUCACUGGGCAAUGGUUAGGGCUUCCUCCGUGUAAUGGGUUCAUUGCAAGCGGUUGCACUUUUGGGCUUGCAUUUGUUCCCUCCACUGCAGACUAUAAGGUGGUAUGCAUAUUUCGCCAUUGGUAUGGCAUUAAGUGUCAGAUUCUUAGUUUAAGAGGUUGCUUUAAUGGCAGAUGCAAUGAUACAUGGAGAGAUGUGAAUGGGCCUCUUUCCAGACUAACACCAUCGACCAUGGAGGUCCCAAUACUGGUAAACGGUGGAAUUUUGCAUUGGAAGACUGACUCCCGAAGUCACAUUCUCUCACUGGAUUGCAGUAAUGAAACAUUCCAAAGAACUCCUCUCCCAAAAUGUAAGAUCAUUAAUGUUCAUCUCCUGGAGAUGGGGGGAUUUCUUGCUUUUGUGAACAUCAAGCACACUCGAAUUGACAUAUGGGUUUUGAAGGAUUACAGUGGGAAGAGAUGGAUCAAACAGUAUUACAUCGACACAGUUCUUAUACGAGAUGUGGUUCCCACAAGAUUUCUGCAUUGCAUUAAACCUCUUGUUAGCUUGGGAAAAGGGGAAGAGAUGAUCUUUUCAUGCAGCAAUUGCUUGUUUUGUUACAAUGUCAAACUCGGUCGAGCAAUGAAGAUUGAUCAAAAUAUCAGUCAACUUGUUUUCUAUGCUCCUCAUGUUAAUAGCAGCAUCUUUUGGACAAUUAAAAGAGCCUCCAUUGAUAUGUAA
Messenger RNA from Nelumbo nucifera (sacred lotus), 1107 nucleotides. Its product is annotated as F-box protein At3g07870-like. Lineage: Eukaryota; Viridiplantae; Streptophyta; Magnoliopsida; Proteales; Nelumbonaceae. Gene Ontology annotation, molecular function: protein binding. The record is from RefSeq and is a predicted model, not a curated record.